UUUCAUUUUCGGGAGCACCAACAGUUAUUGAGAAGUGGAAGUGGCUGGGGUUGUUCAGAGAGAUGCAUGUGUUUUCUUCCCUGAGACCCACAGCAGAGAGGAGACCCUCAAAGUGGUCGAUAUAACAGCAGACAGACAACGGAGGAGAGUGGGGGGGCAGCAUUCAGAGAUAAAGGAUACACACGUCAGGACAAACUUGGAGAAGAAAGUGGAGAGGACCAGGAGCAUGCACCAUGAGUAACGACAGCAUCGGAGUGGGGGGGAUGCAGCCCCUCUGGAACUACAAUGGUUCAUCGGUCAUCCCAUCCUCUGACCUGUUCUCCAACACCUCCUGCAACACCUCCUCCAAUGAUUCCACCUUCUGCUCUCCUGUGGAUGAAGGACAGGGGGCAGGAAGUCCAUAUAAGGCUCUGGAGAUGUUCUUCAUCGCCUUAGUUACAGGAUCUCUGAGCUUUGUGACUGUAACAGGAAAUAUAUUAGUCAUGCUUUCCAUCAAAGUAAACCGCCACCUACAAACUGUCAACAACUAUUUCCUAUUCUCAUUAGCAUGCGCUGACCUGAUCAUAGGGGCUUUCAGCAUGAAUCUGUACACAGUCUACAUCAUCGUGGGCUACUGGCCGCUGGGCCCGGUGGUCUGUGACUUAUGGCUAGCUUUAGAUUAUGUUGUCUCCAACGCCUCCGUGAUGAAUUUAUUGAUCAUCAGCUUCGAUCGCUAUUUUUGCGUGACCAAACCCCUCAGUUACCCAUCAAGAAGGACGACCAAGAUGGCGGGGCUGAUGAUCGCAGCGGCGUGGAUCCUGUCCUUCAUCCUGUGGGCACCUGCCAUCUUGUUCUGGCAGUUCAUCGUUGGACAGCGAACAGUGCCCCCUGGAGAGUGUUACAUUCAGUUCCUUUCAAACCCUGCGGCGACGUUUGGUACGGCCAUAGCAGCUUUCUAUCUUCCUGUCAUCAUAAUGACGGUCCUGUACAUCCACAUUUCCCUUGCCUCCAGGAGCAGGGUCUCCAAACACAAGCCAGAGAAAAAAGAGAAGAAGGGAAUAAAAACUCCCAGCCUGCUGAAGAGUCACCUGUUGAAGCAGAACAACAACAACGAGACCAGUCCUCAGGCCAGCCCCCGUUCCACCCCCAAACUCAAUCUGGACUCCACCACCACAGCACUGGAGGCGGUGAAGAACGGCAGGACGGAGGAACCCAAACCUGCUCAGCCACUGCCUGAAGCUCAGCCCAGCCCGGGCCUCACCCAGGUAUUGACCCAGGAGGAAAAGGAGAGCUCCAACGACUCUUCCACAGCUUUCAUUCCCCCCACAAAGCCAAAGGACAGCACCAAGAACGAGGUCAUAUCUGAGGAUGCAAGCAAUCCAGACCCAGUUGCCACGACAACCACCAAUGUUGAAUUGGCCAAGGCCGGAGCCAGCUCGAGAUGGUCCAAGAUAAAGAUCGUAACGAAGAAGGCGGGGGACGAGUGCAUCACAGCUCUGGAGAUCUGCCCUCCUGUAGAGGGCACAGAGAGGCGUUCAAUCCCCAUCAGCCGUCCCAGGACUGUGGCCAGGAAGUUUGCAAGCAUUGCCAGAAGCCAAGUGAAGAGGAAACGACAGAUGGAAGCCAGGGAAAAGAAGGUGACCAAGACUAUCUUUGCCAUCCUGCUGGCCUUCAUCAUCACGUGGACGCCGUAUAACGUCAUGGUGCUGAUCUCCACCUUCUGCCAGUCCUGUGUCCCUGACACCGUGUGGGUUAUCGGCUACUGGCUGUGCUACGUCAACUCCACCAUCAACCCGGCAUGUUACGCUCUGUGCAACGCCACGUUCAAAAAGACCUUCAAGAACCUGCUGCUGUGCCAGUAUAAAAACAUAGGUACAAGAUGAGAGGGGAGCAGAGGUCUGAGGAUGGGGGAUGGGGUCAGGAAAUAUUGUUCAGAGGUGAGUGGAAGGAGGGGGUGUGGUUCAUUCUGAAACAAAAAUCAGAGCAACAUUUGAGUGUAAACCUUCAGGUGGACGUCAUCACCACGCUUCUAACAUGAGAUACAUUUCCAUUAUACACUGCAGGAAUUCAGGAAUAUCUUUAUUGAAAAUGUGUCACAGACAAUGCUACACCAACUUGUUAACCCUAGUUAUCAAAUGUGCGAUAAAGUCAUUCGGCAACACAUAAUUGUAACUAAAACAUGAUAUAUAUUUGUUAUAUUACGCCAUGACAUAUAGCCAUGCUGUAUGCAUAGACCAUCAUACAGUUGUGAGGGGACACAAAAGAAGGUCAGAAACCCCCCCACCACCCUCACAAUGACAUGUUGGUGGUCACUGUCAUAUCAAUGGACAAAAUCGAUAGCCCCAAAUAAUAUUCCAUGGAACUGAAGUAAGGUGACAGAGGAGAGGAGGGAUGACUGGGAGGGGGGGGGGGAUGAAUGAAGACAAGGUGGGGGAGAACAGUUAGUUGAGGAGAGAGGAGAACGUAGCAGCAGAGGGGAAAUGGAAGGAUUUUAUGUAGCAUACACUGUGGCAGCCAUGUUGGAAGUCUUUAGCUCAUGAGCAACAAUAGCAGCCAAUCGUAAAUAAGCUAUUUGUAAUUUGAUUUCAUGCUGUAAUUCAUUAGAUUGCGUAUCGGUGUUGUCAUCAGCAGGUUAGCUUUCGGUUGCGUCGUUGUAGCCCCCUUUUUGCGAUAGGAAGACGACAUAUUCCAAUGAGACCAUCGGGGGUAGGCAAGGAAGAAAAGUUUAAUUUGAAUUAGUUUAAUACAGUUCAGGACAGGGACGUGCACAGGUACGGGCUAAUGUUGCCCAGGCAACAGCCCGUUUGCCAUUUUUGUCUGACCUGCCCCUCUGGAGAGAGCGAGAGUUUGUUUUUGUUUUUUCUAUUGUGGCCGAAUCAACAUGAUAAGCCCACAAUUAGUAUUGUAGCGUCUCACUGCGGGAAACACACCUUGCCAGCGCUGUCAUCUGUCCCCAGUCACGUGACUUUGUUUACAAUCUGACAGCUGGAAGCAAAGGAAAGCCCUCCGGCCUCAUAUGGCUAUGGUGAUCACACCAAAGGCCUGCCUGGCGUUAGAGUAUAGGGGACAAACCAGGGGACUUAAAAAAAACACCUAAAUAUACCUAUUAUUGUGAUUCUGUCUUUCUGUGUCUUUUACUCUGUAAACUCCCUCAACGGGGCCGCUCGCUCUCUUUUCUUGAUCGCCCUCUCACAUACGGGAGAACACUUCACUGUCCUGCUUCAUUGUAGGAUUUCUGCCAUUUCUCUACUUCAGUUUGACCAUCUCUGUUAUUAAGUGAUGGAAUACUAAAUAAAUAAGUAAUUAGAUACCUUACCGUUACUGCGCUCAUAAAGAAUGAUAAGAAUAAGAAUAAUGCGUAUUGAACUGGUUUAAUUAAUUAGUGAUUUUAUUUAAGGAAAUUAGUUAGAAGCCCUAUUUUAUCAGUAGCCUAUGUCUGCACAGCAGUUACAAUGGUCAAACUACAUUAAAACAGGAUUGUCCCCAUUUUUUCUUUGAUAGUUACUAACAUUAGAUAUUUUAAUGAGAUAUGGACCCCACAACAAACAAUGUGCCUGAAUAACGAAUUUAGCAGUGGACAUAAAAGUCAACUGAGUGCCACUUGCAAUGACAGUGUUGUGUUUUUAUUUUACAUUAAAAACAAGUUAGAAUUUUCAAAAGGUCUUAUGUUUUUUUUCAGGGGGGGGGGGGGCUUUUUCCAGUUUAGAGCAAUAGCCCCUCCAAAUGUCUGUGCACGUCCCUGGUUCAGGAGGUAGUUACUUAAUUCAAAUAAAUCUGAUUCUGGCGAGGAGCUCGAAAAAUGCAACCUCACAUGGCUGCUCUCAAACCAGAAGUGGCUAUUUUAAACAUAAAGCUUUAAUAUAAAUGCCUCUCAAUAUUCAAGAGAUGUGAUUUUCAUUAGUUGCCUGUAGUUUUUAGCUAAAAGUUAUUUUUUAAAGUGUAAAUGAUUAUAAUAAAACAAGAUAAAAGGUUAUUUACUUGAAAAACUAAACUACCAACUAACCCUCUGCAACACAUCAUCAAACACAUUAUCUUUGACUUCAUUCAUAACGGUUCAGAUACAGGGUUAUUGUGUGUGCCAUUUUUAUUCCUCUAAUGUUUGCACACAUGACAAGUUAAAUACAGGGAACACAGCUGCAGCUCGAUGCUCUCUAACUAUAGUACACAUUCUGGUUUAUCAGGGGUUAAACUCAAAGCACAAAGUGUUUCAAAAACACCUCCCCGGGGGUGUGUUGAUUUUAAUUUUGGUUGACAUACGAGAUUAGUUCAAAAGUUAUAUUGGCGUUUUGAGGCAGAGUGAGAGGAAACAUGAAUGAAAUGCUCGCUGAUAAUGAACUGGUGAAGAAUCAUGCAGCUGUCUGUGUUGCUGUUCUAUUUGGGUCAGCUCCAUUGUGCUUUUUUUAUUUAUUUAUUUCCAUCAGAUUCCAUAAACCCUUUUAAAUUCAGAUCUGUAAAGGCCUGUACUGUAUCAUGAUAUUUAGUACAGUAUUAAAUGAGGGCAGGUUCAUCGAUCACAGUCACUCAGCUGAGACAAUCCAUUAUUCAACAGUUUGAUCGGGUGAGUCAAACUGCUGUCCUUUGAUAUCUUAGCAUUAGUUAUUUAAUCAUUUGAUGAGGUAAUACCAUGUCAGAACAAGGUUUAAGUUAGGUCAGACAUCAGGCCCUUUUUAAAUGCAGCUGAUCUGAGAAGUGAAACGUCUCCUAAACGAAGUCCUCCGUGGCAGGGUGUGUGUCUUCUUAUAAUGUGACUGUCACAAACUUGACAGGACCUUGUCAAUCACCUAUUGCCCACACUCAAGAAAAAAGAUUAGGAAAGGAAGAUCAUGACAUCCUGUUCCUCCACAGGAAGCAAAACAUCACAUUUCUCACAAUAUGGACGCUCACAAAGUCUUCAAUGUGAGAGACUAGUACAGUAAGGACUACGAGGUGCAGUUGAGCAUAAUUCUCUUCUUCAAAGCCUCUUACAAUAAGUGCAAAAACCAUAGGGAUUCAAACUCUGAACAACAAGGAAAGUGCAGAUAUAUUCACUUCAAGCAAGUCCUACCUUUGUAGGUGCUGGUGAAUUAGUUAAAAAGCCUAAAUUCAGUGCUUUUGUUUCAAGAAUUGUAUUGACAAGGUACAAUUGAAACAGCUGGAUGUUCAGUUUGUGAGGAAAGAUAAGCAGAGUUGUAUGACCAACACUGGCUCUGUGGACAUGUUGGACAAUAGGCUUAGUCUGGUCUCAAAACUCCAAUAUAAUUAUAUGUUUUCCACAUUUUCUCCGUCUUUCUUUUUGGAUUGGCCUUACAGUAUCUCCAGUUCCUCUCUCUGGACUGCAGGUGCUUUAUUGUGUGUUUUCAGAGAGGCUGCUCUGCUGUCAGUUUGAUGUCAGUUCCCAUUGAGUUCCCCAUUCAUGUAGUCACAUUUCUGUUCAGCCUAUCCACAUUCAAACAGCAUGAGGUGAUGUUUGCGAAGACGUUUGCUGUAUCACAACAUGCUUUAUUACCCAACACUGAAAUGAUCACUUGGAACAGGGCUAUGAUUUGGAAUAUAAUUGCAUGACUGUCACAACCCAUGAAUUCCAAAGAGACAUGAAGUGAGAACAUUUCCUUUAACAGUCUGCUCGUGUUCUCAGUGAGAGACACUGGAGGAACAUUUCAGGAGCGUUUCUAAAUCAUGUGUUCCUUUUCUCUUUCAGUUUGUAAUGAUCCUUUAUGAUCCUUUCUCCUCUCAAUUAUUUUUAAUCUGACAUUCCCUCUUGGUGUAUCUAUUUAUUUAGCUGAGUUAUGCUAUGCACAUUCGCUAAAAUAUAUUGGAAAAAUACAUUUAAGGAUAAAAUACAACAAGGUAUUGUGCUGGAAUUCUAACAUUUCAUUGUCAAACACAUUUCCAGAUAAUAAAGUAAGAUUUAUUCUAGCUGUCAGGGUCGUGAUGAAACUGUUAGCACAUCCUAUUGCAGCAUGUGUGUGUGUGUUCAUCCAUUGUUCACCUGGGUGGAAACUGUUACACUCCUCUAUAUCAUCUGCAGCCCCUCACAUUUCCUUUUUAUUAACACUUUUUUAUGAUUUAAGUUGUAUGACUCUAUAAUACAUAACAGAGUUAGUGACAGUAUUUUUGAAAAUGCUCUUUGUCGUUUUCUCACAAUGAGAAUAAAGAGUGUAUUGAGAUUCUAACAAAGACAACUUGAGAAUGGCUGCUCGGUGUAACAUGAAAAUCAGGAUUAGUGCAAAGAAGAGACAAAACAGAGGAGUGUGAGGGAGGAAGUGUACACAGACAAACAUCAGCAACACUCAAGAUUUGCAGAAUGAAUGGAUGAGACAGAGUUUAGGAAAAUCUGAAUUACUGACUGAGAGGCUUGACUGGGCUGCAACAUAAAAUUGUUCUAAACAUUAACAAAACCUGUUUAAAUCAAAUCAUUUUACUCUGGGGUACUACUGAUAACCUUUAUCUAAUAUGCAGUGCCUUUCAGACAAAAACCCUUCAAAAUGAACACGAUGUUUCGUAUUAAUGAUAUUAAUAACAUUUUUUAUUAGAGCGCUUUUGCAGGUGCUCAAAGCGCUUUACAAUGACACAUUACACAUAUUAGACAUGUAAGAGUCAUUACCCACAGGAGCAAAUUCGGGUGAAGUGUCUUGCCCAAGGACACAUCGGCCUGACGCAGUGGCGGAUUUCGAACUGAAGUUCGCCACCGCCCCUUGAUCUGAUGAUCAACGCUCUAACCCACUGCGCCAAAAUCACCUUUACAAAGAGCCAUUAACACAGUGGUGAACUUAUAAUGUAUUUUAGAUAUAUCUCCACAUAUUAAAACCACUUUAUGAUGUUUUUGUAAAAAAAAAAAGUAAAAAAUCGAACUUUAACAAACUACAUAGUAGUUUAGUCGACACUUGUUAGCAACCAUAAGACAGGUAAAAGCUUCAGAUAUUCCACAGUGGGGUAUUUAAUUACGUAUUUUAUGUUGUAGAGUAGAACAAAAAAUCUCUUCAGCUUUUGUUAACCACAGACCUUAUUUCAGACUUCUAUCCAAAUUCAAAAUGCCAUUGACUUUGAGACAAGUGAACAGGAAGUGGUCAUCUUAGAUAAAUAUCACUGAUUAUUAGCCACCAAUAAAGUCAGGUGUGUAAGGGUUAGGGGAAGAUGAUAGGAACCUUCAUCACCAGGGUUAAAGAAGAGUUGUCUGCUUAUGGUUCAGGAAUUAUUAUUGUCAUGGUAAUUCUGGUUGUGUAGGGUCUGGCCAGCGAGUGUGUCACAUGUCAUCCCCUCUUCUCUCCGACCUCAUUUCCUGUCAGUGGUUUGCUCCAUUCAGAACAGUUUUAACAUGAGGUUAUUUCUGGUGUAGGUUAGAUUGUCAGUGGAGGACAGAGCAUAGAUGUGUAAUGGAGCAGUGAGAUGGAUCACGGGGGGGGGGGGAGGCUAUGGGCAAACAGCAGCUCUGACAGGUCUGAUGGCCUCAAAUUACAAGGGAACACAUUUGGUCCCACAUCCAAAAAACAAUCUCCAACUCUACAUCAAGUCCAUCACACAUCUCCAACUGGAGUUGUUGCUCAGUUCUGGUUGAGGAACCUGUUGAAUUUCCCCCUUGUACAAUCAGUGUCAUUUUCAAAUAGGUUUUGUAGAACCUCAGCUACAAUGGUGUAAGCUUUGGCCAAAGGUUGAAUAAUUACUCAAAUGACUAGUUUUAUCUGAUGAUUUGAUCUUAUCAGAUUUCACACAGAAUGUAUUUCCUGAUGAAACAGAACAUAGUGAACAGAUGUAGUUUGUGUAUAAUAUUUCCACAUGAACACCAAACUGAAGCAAUUGUCUAGAGAGAGACAUUCAUUUUGCUAAACAACUGGAAAAUAUGUGUCUUUUGGUGGUUUACUGUAAAACGCUGACCACAUGUACAGUAUAAUUCAAAGGGUUGUACAUUGUAAUAUGUUUAAAAUACCCCAUUCUAUGUUGACAUCUGUAAAUACAUCACAUAUGCACAUAUGGAUCAUUCCAAAGAGGGGAGACAUCUUGUGUUCUUUCAGACUUGAUCAAACAUAUGUACCUCCCACUGUACAGAGCAUGAGCGUUAUAGUGAUAUAAAGACAUUGUGAAUUGUAGUCUUAUAUUUUGUCAGAGUAUUGCUAUUAUAUCUUUAGCCAAAUGGCAUCAGUUAAGUGAAAAGAAAACAUUUUUACUAUAUGGAAGAGCAACUGAUUGAUCAUUUUUAUAUCAAGAGUAUGUCCCUGCAUUAAAAUGAAAAGCUGUAUGUAAUAUAUUGAGAGCUGGAAAUCUGUAAUAUAAAUGUCAUGUUAUAUUUCCUCUAUGUUAAUAUCAAUCUGUGUAUGUAUUGUAUCAUUUUUAAAAAUGAAUCUUUUCCUCACCAGAGCUGGGUUCUCAGCGGCACACAUGGGACAGAAUGACUCUUUAAAGGGUAAAUCAACUCCAUUGGAAUUAAGUGUUGGAAUUUGGGGAGUACACAGAAGUAAUAUCAAACAUUUCCGCCCCUAAACUCACAAGAAAGAUUCUUAGUCAGCACAAAUCGUUUUUUUUCCUCACUCAAACUGAUCUUUCUAUUACCAAAGCACAGAUAAACAAACUCAAAGGGGCCCUAAUAUACUCUUUGUGGUUCUCCCUCUCCUGUAGCGUUCUAUAGGUGUUAGUGCAUGUAAAUGGUCUGCAGAGGCUACAAUCCCCCCAGAGCGAGUUUCUCUCCCCCACACUCAAACAUGUAAGUACAGUACACAGUAAUCUGUUAUUUAUUAUAUUUAAUGAAGUUAAAAGAACACAGUUGAUUUACCCUUUAAAAUCAUAGUCAUAAUAUUCUGGUCCUGAGUUUAAAAAAAACCCUCUGGUGAUUUUAUUCUGUAUAAUAAUUGAUGGCUGUUUGUACUUUCUCUUAUACUUUUUCAUGUACAUUUCAAUAGACGCAUCAUUUUCAUGGAGCAUCGCCUGGCACACUUCUCAGCUAGUAUUACUUUUUAAACAAACAUGUAUUAAAGAUAUAUUAGAACUUGGGUUGAUACCAAACAAUCAUGCUAAUAAACACCUGCUGUUGAAAA
Gymnodraco acuticeps is the source of this 8984-nucleotide messenger RNA. Its product is annotated as muscarinic acetylcholine receptor M4-like. The record is from RefSeq and is a predicted model, not a curated record. Gene Ontology annotation, biological process: adenylate cyclase-activating adrenergic receptor signaling pathway. The transcript has 7 exons. Gene Ontology annotation, molecular function: G protein-coupled acetylcholine receptor activity. Gene Ontology annotation, cellular component: plasma membrane. Bases 234 to 1862 code for a protein of 542 amino acids. Lineage: Eukaryota; Metazoa; Chordata; Actinopteri; Perciformes; Bathydraconidae.